AUGGUCUUCUAUCCGCCUUCUCAUGUUAAGCUUCCCUUUGAUCCUCCGGACUCUAUCGCCGUUCCGGAAUUUGUCUUUGGAGAAGAUGGCGUUCGCAGACCUCACUCCAAAUCCAAGAACCCCUUCACAUGUGGUAUCUCUGGCAAGACAUACACCACCGCAGAGGUCAUUGAGCGCCAGAAGCUUCUUGCGCGCGCCCUGGCCAAGCGUUUAGGAUAUGAUAUCCGCGAAGGCACAGAGUGGGACAGAGUUGUGGCGCUGUACUCUGUCAACACGAUCGAUUACAUUACCAUGACUCAUGCUGUUCAUCGCCUCGACGGCAUUGUAACGCCUGCCAGUGCCGCUUAUUCUGCACCUGAACUCGAGCAUCAACUUCGUUCAUCUGGCGCCAACGCACUAUUCACCUGCGUCCCCCUUCUCGAAAACGCUUUGCCAGCAGCGAAAGCCGCUGGCAUCCCCGAAGACCGCAUCUUCCUCCUCCCUGUCCCUGGGGCUGAGAGUAGACAACCCUUCAAGACAAUUGACGAUUUGAUUGCGGAGGGUAAAGACGCGCCUGAGCUGAAGCCUUUGAAUUGGGUCAAGGGCCAAGGUGAGAGGCAAGUGGCGUACUUGUGUUACUCUAGUGGAACAUCUGGCCUUCCUAAAGCAGUUCAAAUCAGCCAUCGCAACGUCAUUGCGAAUGUCAUCCAAGCGACAGUUCAAAACGUCGAAGGCCGCAAAGAGGCUGGUGUAGAUGGACAGGUCCAGCUUGGUCUUUUACCGCUGAGCCACAUCUACGGCUUGGUUCCAGUCGCUCAUUACGGUAUCUACAACGGUGAUGAGACAAUAAUCCUUCCCAAGUUUGACCUCAAGAUGCUUCUGUCUGCUAUCCAACGCUUCAAGAUCCAGCAAAUGGCCCUUGUUCCUCCCAUCUUCAUCCAAAUGAUGAGCAAUUACGCCGAAUGCCAAAAGUAUGACCUUAGCUCUGUGCGCUUCAUCUUCAGUGGUGCUGCACCUCUUGGAAAAGAAACAACACUCGAUUUGAACAAGCACUGGCCCAGCUGGCACAUCUGCCAGGGUUACGGUCUCACUGAAACCUCUCCUGUCGUGACUUCAACAAGUGAACUCGACAUCGACCCCGGUUCUUCGGGAACUCUCUUGCCUGGCCUGAAAGCAAAGAUCAUCGACGCCGAGGGCAAGGAAGUCACUGAGUACAACAAGCCCGGCGAACUCUUUGUUCAAGGUCCCACUGUCGUCCUUGGGUAUCUCAACAACGCCAAAGCUACAGCAGAGACAUUCGUUCAUCAUGAAGACGGUCGCUGGAUGAGAACAGGUGACGAGGUUAUCGUGCGCAAGUCAGCAAAGGGCACAGAGCAUUUCGUAGUCGUGGAUCGCAUUAAGGAGCUCAUCAAAGUCAAGGGCCACCAAGUUGCACCCGCAGAGCUCGAAGCCCAUCUACUCACGCACCCUCUUGUAGACGAUUGCGCUGUCAUUCAAGUCCCCGAUGUCCGCGCCGGCGAAGUCCCUAAGGCUUUCGUCGUCAAGGCACCACAAGCCAAGGGCAAAUCCGACGAUGAGUUAGCCCAGAGCAUCAACAAGCAUGUUGAAGAGCACAAGGCUCGACACAAGUGGCUCAAGGGUGGUAUUGAGUUCAUCGACGUGAUUCCCAAGAGUCCCAGUGGUAAGAUCCUACGGCGCUUGCUCCGAGACCGGGAGAGACAAGCUAGGAAAGAGAAGGGGGCCAAGCUGUAA
Fusarium coffeatum is the source of this 1731-nucleotide messenger RNA. RefSeq lists its product as uncharacterized. Bases 1 to 1731 code for a protein of 576 amino acids. Lineage: Eukaryota; Fungi; Ascomycota; Sordariomycetes; Hypocreales; Nectriaceae. The record is from RefSeq and is a predicted model, not a curated record. The transcript is spliced from 7 exons. Gene Ontology annotation, molecular function: CoA-ligase activity.